ACAUAAGGUGGUUUUUCUGGUACAUGGGCAACACAUGAUGAUGUUCUCUCCUUCUAGAGAAGAAGGAAAGUGUGCUGUUCUUUUUGGGUUUGUCACUACAGGUAUUGAGGUGAGAGUAUUGUUUUAUUGGUGAGUGAUUUUAUUAUUCAAGAGUGUUUUUUUUCUCUUGAUGUUGGGUUGUCUCUAGCAUUGACUAGAGAGAAUUGUAACUCCAUUAUUUCUUGUAGUGGAUGAUUAUUCUGGACUAGUUUGUUGUGUAUUUCCAUUAGCUUGCCCACAAGUGGGAAAGAAUUUGUUUUUUCCCCAAGAAUGUAAUAUAGAACUCUUUAACAAAUGCUUUCGCAAUUUUUUAGAACCAUAUUUUUACAAGGUGAAGCUAAUCUGGACUAUAAGGUAUAAUGUAAAUUAAUAGUGAUGAGAAUUAGUAAUGCUUUCAAAUAGAUUGGUAGAAUUAUGAUUUUACACUUUUCUGCUUUCAAUGUCUUUUUAACUUUCCUCUAAAUCAAUGGUGCAGAUCAUGCAAACAAUUGGAUUCCUGGGCCCAGCCUUCUUUCUUACACAGCUGAGCCAUGUCCGCACCCCAGCCUUAGCAGUGCUAUGCAUGUCAUGCAGUCAGAACUUGUAAAGAGAAUGGUAGUAAUUGUACAUGGAACAAUAUCUAGAGUAUUGAAACCAGUAAAACAAGAAAUGAGAAAGAGAGGAGAUGAGAAGAAGGGACUGCUGGAAGAAAAACAAUUGUUACCCAUCAGGGGUCAGAUGCUUUUUCACAGUCUGGUCUCUAUUCUAAUCACCAAGACAUUGGGCCACGUUACGCAGGAGUAUUGCUGGGACUAUCAAACACUGCUGGAGUGCUUGCUGGAGUCUUUGGCACAGCCGCCACUGGAUACAUUCUCCAACGAGGUUCGUGGGACGAUGUCUUUAAAGUGGCUGUCGCCUUGUAUAUCGUCGGCACAUUGGUCUGGAACUUCUUCUCAACUGGAGAGAAAAUUCUUGAGUAGGGGAAUAUAAAAUAAUGGAAAGGAAAGAAAAGAUGAAGCCUAUGGUGAAGGAAUAGAAUCCAUAGAAGGUAAUAGAAGAAGAGAAACUUAACCAGAAAAUCAAGUCUGAGGUGAGUGGAGGGAAAUGUGGCCAAAACCAGAAUCCCACCGUUUUGGAAGUUCUCUCCUUCCUACUAUUUUGAAGCUGUGGCCAACCAAUAUGAGGUUUGUUGCUUGGCUUGAAAAACCAUCUUCAUGCAGGUAUCUAAAAUUCCUUCUAAUUCUUACAUACUUGUUAUAAUAUAAAAAAUUUUCAGGUAAUCCUUCAUGAAUCUUUUUCUCAGUACACUAUGCAAUAUCAAGCGAAGGAGAGACCUCAUGGAUAACCUUGAAAUUCUUGUAGUUGAUUAUGUAACCUUUGGUCCAUCUCCUUUGUUGAAGUUACAACAUUUUCUUAUGCUGUCUCAUGUAUCUUAGGCAUUAGAUUAUUUAGACCCCUACGUAUUCGAUAAAGAAUUAACGGACGCACAUAUAUAGUUGAUGCGUUGGAAAACAGGAAAGUAGUAGUUCAUUAUUUUUUA
Messenger RNA from Macadamia integrifolia, 1558 nucleotides. RefSeq lists its product as uncharacterized. The transcript has 5 exons. The coding region runs from base 598 to 1008 and encodes 136 amino acids. The record is from RefSeq and is a predicted model, not a curated record. Lineage: Eukaryota; Viridiplantae; Streptophyta; Magnoliopsida; Proteales; Proteaceae.